Molecule: messenger RNA, 2448 nt
Organism: Nilaparvata lugens (brown planthopper)
Lineage: Eukaryota; Metazoa; Arthropoda; Insecta; Hemiptera; Delphacidae
Product: gastrula zinc finger protein XlCGF57.1-like
Exons: 2
Coding region: 184-1968 (594 amino acids)
Biological process (GO): regulation of transcription by RNA polymerase II
Cellular component (GO): nucleus
Molecular function (GO): DNA-binding transcription factor activity, RNA polymerase II-specific; RNA polymerase II cis-regulatory region sequence-specific DNA binding
Source: RefSeq, a predicted model, not a curated record
UUGCUUGCCUGUGUACAGCCUAAGUGUUUAUUACUAACAUAAUAAUUUUAUUCUACACUGUAGAACAGUGUAUACAGUAUUUCUAUUUCAAUAUCAUAUCUGAUUAAAUAUUAUUAUUCUCCUACUGCAAUAGAAUCAGAGGGAGCAGAGUGUGGAAGCCACAGAGGAUCCAGCCUAGUCCAGAUGCAGCCAAACUACUUGGAUGGUCAAGGUCGAGACAACUCAAGGAUGAUGCCUCAUUCACAACAUCAAGGACCAGACAUGGACAACUGUAAUUGGCCAAUCCAUGAACCAGAUCAACAUCAAGUCACCAAUGAAGUAAAGUAUCACAUCCAACUCAAUGUUGAUAAUCGAAGUGUAUACUUGGAACAUCCAAUUGAUAUAAUUCGGUUAAAACCAGAAGAACUAGUUGAAGGAGGAGACCAACAACUCAAGGUAGAAGUUGAUGUGAGAAGUGGAGACAUAAAGCAAGAGAGUGACACCAGUUUGCGGAUUGAAAGCAUCUAUUCUCUUUCCUCAGAUAGGCCUAGACUGAACUUUGACUCCUCUGUAAUUGAACAAAUAAAAUUUGAAACUGGAGAAAUUAAGGAGGAACACACAUCCUUUGAAACAGACCAUUCAGAUACAUUGAUGCAAAUCAAAGGUUUUUCUUCUGAUGUAGUAUCUGAACAUAAUGAAAGUGAGAAUGUGUCAUCUGUAGUGGGACGACCAUUCUUUGAGGAACAGGGCGGUUCAAGCUUCCAUAGGUCUAUUGAUGCAACUCCUGGAAACACUGUGAUGAAAGAUUCUGAAGAAGAUUGCAAUGAGGUGGACUUACUAAUCAAAAAUGCAAGGAAGAAUGUGAUUUAUGCAGAAAGUGAUUGUGAAUCAACAAGGUGUCAGUUGAGUGGUGAAGAAUUCAGCAGCACAAGAGAAAUAAAUCUUCAUUAUAGAAAACACAUGGGUGGAAAACAUGCUUGCAAAUUCUGUGAUUACAAAACAACAAAGAAAUCAAGUUUCAUCACUCAUCUAAGAACACACACAGGAGAAAGACCUUUCAGCUGUGAUCUAUGUGAUUACAAAGCAGCACAGAAAUCAAGUCUUGUCAGUCAUCUAAGGUCACACACAGGAAAAAGACCCUUCAGCUGUGAGUUAUGUGACUUCAAAGCAGCAUGGAAAUCAAGUCUUAUCACUCAUCUAAGGACACACACAGGAACAAGACCCUUCAGCUGUGAUUUAUGUGAUUACAAAGCAACAAAGAAAUCAAGUCUCAUUAUUCAUCUGAGGAAACACAAAGGAGAAAGACCCUUCAUCUGUGAAUUAUGUGAUUACAAGGCAACACAGAAAUCACAUCUCAUCAUUCAUCUGAAGACACACACAGGAGAAAGACCCUUCAGCUGUGAUCUAUGUGAUUACAAAGCAAGACAGAAGUCAUGUCUCAUCACUCAUCUAAGGACACACACAGGGGAAAAAACCCUAAGGACACACACAGGAGAAAAACCCUUCAGCUGUGAUCUAUGUGAUUACAAAGCAGCACAGAAAUCAAGUCUUGUCAGUCAUCUAAGGUCACACACAGGAAAAAGACCCUUCAGCUGUGAGUUAUGUGACUUCAAAGCAGCAUGGAAAUCAAGUCUUAUCACUCAUCUAAGGACACACACAGGAACAAGACCCUUCAGCUGUGAUUUAUGUGAUUACAAAGCAGCAAAGAAAUCAAGUCUCAUUAUUCAUGUAAGGACACACACAGGGGAAAAAAUCUUUAGCUGUGAUCUAUGUGAUUACAAAGCAACACAGAAAUCAAAUCUCAACACUCAUCUAAGGACACACACAGGAAAAAGACCCUUCAGCUGUGAUUUAUGUGAUUACAAAGCAAGACAGAAGUCAUGUCUCAUCACUCAUCUAAGGACACACACAGGGGAAAAAACCCUAAGGACACACACCGGGGAAAAAACCCUAAGGACACACACCGGGGAAAAAACCCUUCAGCUGUGAUUCAUGUAAUUACAAAGCAAUACAGAAAUUAGAUCUAAUCAUGCAUGUUAGGACACCCACAGGAGUUAGAUCCUGAUCACAGUUGAAUAGCAUUGCCCUGUUCUCUAUUCAUUUGCCUCUGGUUGAUAUUCAUGCAAAACCAGACUCUCUCAUUUUUCAGUAAUGAAAUUCUUCUUCUGAUGGUCUCUUUCCUUUCUUGCAAUAUACACUGUAGGAGAUUGUAACAGUGAUAGUUAGGCCAGGUUAGGUUAUUUAUUAGGUUAGGUUAGGUAUUUAAGGCAUUUAUGUUUAUAUUACGCCCCAACUCCUGCAACUUUCUUACUUUCAUAAUUUUCAGCAGCUCUUAUUCUUGUAAGAAUUUUUGUAUUAAGGCUGUGCAAAUGCUAAAAAUAAACUUUCUACUCAUGAUAUUUUUCAAAGUUUUUCGAUUUGUAUAUCAUCAAGCUAUCAAAAUGAAAAAGUUUUCUCAGGAAAACAUAU